AAAAGAAAAUCAUUGUUACUGUCAAAGAUUGUCAUUUUACGUCAAACAUGUGCACACAAAGAAUCUGUUGAUGUUUAGCAUGGAUUGUGCGGUCUUUAUCUUACCAUACGGCAAAGUGAAUAACGAUCUCUUUGUCACACAAAAUAUUUACCCAUUAUAUUCAUUUCCUACAUUUACCAUUUCCUCAAAAGGGAAUCUUUAUCAAAAAACUAUAUUACAAACAUUUUAAGAAAAACAAUGAUGAUAACAUCAAUACCACGGCUGCAAGAGUAAUUUAUUCUACAGAUACAGUGAAUACUCAUUGAGUUAUAGUGUUUGGUGUACGAUGGUGGAGCCGGAGAAGCCGUUCGCCUGCACGAUCCCGGACUGUGGCAUGACGUUCACGAAUGAGGACCACCUGCACGUCCACACCAAGAAGCACGACAUGGUGCUGCAGCUCGGCUUGGAGCAAAAAGCUGUGUUUGUCGCGGACCAAACCCCAACACCAACCAGGUUUAUUAGGAACUGUGAGGAAGUGGGGCUGUUCCAAGACCUGCAGAAUGUCAACCCGUUUGAGGAGGGCUUCAAGAGGGCCAUGGAGGCAAAACACAAUCUACUGUCUUUGGAGAAUACGAUAACCACAACAUCAACAACUGAUGAGUUGCACACACCCCAGAUGUUUCCGCUGCUUGAUGCCGGAGAUACCACCCUGUACAGCACCACUAACAACCAGCGGAAUAUCACAAUUAGUAGAUCAUCCAGUGAUGAAUCAGGGGUGAUAAAAGAGUUUGAGACAACAACAAUAUCCAAACUGACAAAUGAAGUAACAACUAUCAGCAGGGUGGUGGAGAAACACGACGACCCCAAAGACGAAAUACUCAAAGAUGGAGUCAGGAAAGACUGCAUAUCAUACAACAGUGCCACUAAAGUCCAGACAGAAACCAAGACAGAACACAUGCAGAAGAACUCCAUACAAACAUUAAUAUAUGAGGAUACAAUAGUCAAAAACAAUAUUUCUAAAGAUGUUUUACUGACAGAUACAAGUAAAUUACAGUUGCCAGAUAUACCACCGAUUAUGAGUCAAAAAUCAAUAGAAUAUGUAGUGGAUAGCCUGACGAACGAUUUGUGCAAUGAAUCUAAGAAAGCAGAUGAGGAUAAGAAUGAUAAUUAUGAAGUUAUAAUUAAAUUGCCCAAUGGAAGACAGGUCAGAAUGCGCUCAGUUGAAGAGAAUGAAAGGAGGAAUAACGCAAAGGAGAAAUUAAAAGAAGUUUUAAAAGAGAAAGACAAGCCUGUGAUGCAGAAAGUGUGUUUAGUGAACAAUAAUGUUAGCUCAGUGCCUGUGGUCUCAAAUAUAGUUCCGAUAACCACUGGGACAUUGAUCCCUGUUACAUUAGUGAGUCCCCCCACUCCAGUAGUGCCUAAAAUACCCAUAGCCCCAUUGAAAACUACGAAAGUGACAAAAAGGCCAGUGAAGAGAAGACAUUUAGUGAGUGAGAAAGGGAAGGAGAGUAUUGGGUCUGCAGAUAGGUGUAGUGAUAAUGGUGUUGAUGAUAAUUUUAACAAGAAUAAGAAGUUUAGUGACAUGGAGAGUAAAUGUGCUGCUUCGAGGAGAUAUAGGGCGCGAUUAAAAGACGCUUGGAUUCAGCAGGCGCAAGAGAACCAGCAGUUAAAGGAAGAAAACGAAAAACUGUUAGCUGAGAAGGCCAUGCUCAAGUUACUCAUCAUAGAACAUAUGAGGAAAUGUCCAGAUGCUGAUGAUUUUAGUAAGAUCAUUUUGUACUAAGGGCAUUUGUAAUGGUGGUAAGUACCACCGCACUCUCUUGUUCUGUCCCCAAGAAAUAUUGUAGGAGCACUGUUCCAGUUAAUGAAGAACAUGGCAGUAUUAACUGGUCUUUACAAGACUUAACACCCAUUGUGUCACGAGCGCAGCGAACACGGCAAAGUGAGAGAUGAUUAUUGUUUACCUAUCGACAGUCGACACAAUUAUGGCGGCCUGUUGAAAUUGGAUAUACACAGGCUGAUCCCGGAACGCGACACAC
Manduca sexta (tobacco hornworm) is the source of this 2018-nucleotide messenger RNA. RefSeq lists its product as uncharacterized. Gene Ontology annotation, molecular function: DNA-binding transcription factor activity, RNA polymerase II-specific; cAMP response element binding. Gene Ontology annotation, biological process: regulation of transcription by RNA polymerase II. The coding region runs from base 326 to 1762 and encodes 478 amino acids. The record is from RefSeq and is a predicted model, not a curated record. The transcript has 5 exons. NCBI's taxonomy places the organism in Eukaryota, Metazoa, Arthropoda, Insecta, Lepidoptera, Sphingidae.